Molecule: messenger RNA, 1465 nt
Organism: Brachypodium distachyon (stiff brome)
Lineage: Eukaryota; Viridiplantae; Streptophyta; Magnoliopsida; Poales; Poaceae
Product: protein EI24 homolog
Exons: 11
Coding region: 92-1054 (320 amino acids)
Biological process (GO): macroautophagy
Cellular component (GO): endoplasmic reticulum
Source: RefSeq, a predicted model, not a curated record
AUACCAGCAAUAUUCCGUUCGUAGACGGCUUCUCCGCCCGAUGAAAAGCAUCCUCUCCUAGACUCCGCAAAGGAGCCUCUCCCUUCCUCUCAUGGAGUCGCUUGCCUCGCAAGCGAAACCGGCAGCCGUUCUCUGGCUCGCCGGGUUCCUCCAGGCCGCGCGCCUUCACCGCGUCUUCUUCUUCUGCGCCAGAUCGAGGCCUUUAUCAAUCAGAAUCGCGCAGUGCUUCCUGCUCAACGGAUUCAUCUUCCUGGGGAGCUUGCUAACCCUGAAAUCGGCGGUUAUUCCAACUAUUUUGUGGAUACUACCUGAGGAAUGUGAUCAAUUGCGGGGACAUCUAUGUGAUCACACAGCAGCUGUUGCUACCUAUUCAUUCUUACGUUCUGGACUUGUCGAGAUUUUUUAUGUAUUUUGGUUUUACCCGCUUUACAUCUUCAGCUUCAUAAUAAGCACACUUUGGUAUGGUGACAUCGCUAAGCAUGCUUUGGAUGUUGUGAAAAGUAAGAAGCUGGAUGCAAGUCGGGCAUUCGACGCUGACACUGACAAAACAUCUGAAUCAGCAGAUAGGCCUGAAGGAUUUGAUGGGCUUGCAAUUGGUGUUGGAGAGCAGGUCUAUUCAAUACUUCUUUUGACUAUAUUCUUUGCUGAGGUUACAGUGGUUGGUUACAUACCUUACCUUGGUAAGGCAAUGAACUUCCUGUUACUCUCUUUGAUGUAUGCCUAUUACUGCUUCGAGUAUAAGUGGAACUUCUUUGCAGUGAAUCUGAACCACCGGCUUGAUUUCUUCGAGUCAAACUGGGCUUUCUUUGCGGGAUUCGGUAGUCCAUGUGUACUUCCGAUUUUCUUUCUCUCGCCCCUUGCAAGUUAUGGUGUGAUGGCAAUACUUUACCCAUUGUUUGUCAUGACCGCUGCUGGUACACAAGCAGAGCAAGAAAUUGAUGAACUGAAACCUUUGCAUGGAGGGAAACUGAAAAGAAUACCUUUGUUCUUUCUGGCAAAGCGAUUAGCGACGCAACUGCUCCAGUUGUUUCCAGAGGCACAAAAAGAACAAUGAAUAGCCCACAUGAAUACAUGAUCACAUCAAGGGAAACCAGAUACUGUGAUGUGCUUCUGACCACUGCUUCUCUUGAAGGUGAAUAGUUCACCGGAAGCCCAGCUGCUCGUCUGCGCCACCACAAUGUAAAUAUUACGUAUGUAAUUUCACUGCCUCUGUACAUAACAUACGGGGUGUUCGUUGUGACUGCAAGAUGUUGCUCCUGCCUUUUUCUACUCCCUGCAACGGCUGAACUUCAAUAGUUCCAAUGCAGGAACGUAUUACUAGCAUUUUUGUUCUUUCUCGUUUAUGCUUUGUCAAGGGGGAGGGAUAAGUGUCUAGUUCAUUUAUUGCAGGCAUUGUUGAAGGACGAAGGAUAGAUGGCGAUGAGUUCCUUUGUUUUCUUGGCUUAAAAGUUCCUUUGUUUUCUUU